This is a messenger RNA of Echinops telfairi (small Madagascar hedgehog), 366 nucleotides long. Its product is annotated as 60S ribosomal protein L37a-like. NCBI's taxonomy places the organism in Eukaryota, Metazoa, Chordata, Mammalia, Afrosoricida, Tenrecidae. The record is from RefSeq and is a predicted model, not a curated record. The transcript is spliced from 2 exons. Gene Ontology annotation, molecular function: structural constituent of ribosome. Gene Ontology annotation, biological process: translation. Gene Ontology annotation, cellular component: ribosome. Bases 1 to 366 code for a protein of 121 amino acids.
AUGGCCAAAUGCACCAAGAAGGUCAGGAUCGUGGGCAGAUAUGGGACCCGUUACAGUGCCUCCCUCAGGAAAAUGGUGAAGAAAAUUGAAAUCAGCCACCAUGCCAAGUAUGCUUGCUCCUUCUGCAGCAAAACCAAGAUGAAGAGGCGUGCUGUGGGCAUCUGGCCCUGCGGUUCCUGCAUGAAGACAGUAGCUGGUGGAGCCUGGACCUACAACACCACCUCUGCUGUCCCAGUCAAGUCUGCCAUCAGAAGACUGAAGGAAUUGAAAGACCAGGAGAAGCUCCACCAUCUGAAACCUCUAUGGCCUGAAAUUCUUCGACGGACAUUCAUUAAAUACACUUAUAAAGCAAAUUCUAGGCAUUAG